Messenger RNA from Thelazia callipaeda (thelaziosis nematode), 1536 nucleotides. The record is from the annotation of a GenBank genome assembly. Lineage: Eukaryota; Metazoa; Nematoda; Chromadorea; Rhabditida; Thelaziidae.
AUGUCGAGUUCGUCUCAUUCACAAUCACCUACGAUGAAGUUAAACACUUCAGAUAAAAGAGAUUUAAAUGAUGAAAAUGGUUCGUUAAGAGUUCGACGUUCCAAUCGCGAAAUCCGAAAGCCGAAAUUUGACGAUGAGAUUGUUGACAGUGCUUCUACUGCUAAAAUUGUGCAGAGGAAGCGAUCAAGUAUGGAAAGAAUACAUCAUUCUCCGGAAUCAGUUGAUCGCCCCGUUGAAAAAGCUCAAAGCGCAGCCAAGAUAAAACUUGCCAAGAGACAAUGGCGUCCUAGUGAAACAAAUAUUACACCUGCUGUUGAUGCAAAAAUUUUCAAGAAGUUGUCAGGAAAACCUGUUGGACAGAUGCAUUCUGUCUUUCUUGAUAAAAAACGACGUGAGCGGUCUACUAGUAAGGAAGGACGAACAAAAGAAUUAGCAGCUUUGGUGGCACAAACAGCUGCUGUCAAUUCCGGUAACGCGGAAUCGCAAAAAAAGUGGACUGCAUUAGACGAUGUUGCACUUAUUACAGCGGUUACACAGGUGAGCAAUCUUGCUGCUGUACAUGGAGCGAUUCGUUUUUCACGACCUUUUACACUGCCUGAGAUUGAAGAAAGAUGGUAUCAACUGCUUUACGACGAGACCGUUUCGCUUAUUGCGAAGAAGCGGAUUGCAGAUCUUAAUGUGGAGACUAUAAACGCGAUACAAUCUAGAACAGUUUUCACUGUAAAAGAAGAAGAGUUAUUAUCAUCGAUUCCGUCUACUACUGCAAACAGUGAUCUCGCUACUUUUGAACAGCUGCUACAACAAAAUAAGGGAGCAUUCCAUCACGCUCGAACCGCUAGUAUUCUGCAACAGCACUGGUUGGAAAUGAAAAGUUGGGAUUUGCUACAAGAUCAGCGUAAGGCUAGGAAUCGUGUAUUAGAUUUUUCGGAAAUUGAACAAAAAAUAGAAUGGAAUGGUGGUUGGGACUGGCAUACUAAUAUCGAGGAAACUCGGUUAUUCAAAGCAACGACAUUGGCCGAGCGUUCUUGGCUUGACUGGCAAAAAGUACAUGUUGAAGCGGUAAGUGGGAUAUCUGACGACUCGCAAAUGGGCGAUGGUGUUUGGGGUGUAUUGAAAGGUCGUGUUGUGCGUUAUAUACUUCGAGGUGAAACUGUCUUAAUAGGUCGCAGCACACAGUUCCACAGCGUUGAUGUCAACUUGGCUGUUGAAGGACCAGUUGCGACCAUUAGUCGAAAGCAGGCUAUUCUGAGAGCUGUCCGGAACGAAGACACCAAGACACUAGAAGUAUUCUUAUGCAACAUUGGUAAGCCUCCGAUGUAUGUCAAUGGUAAAACGCUACUAAAUGGCGACAAAAUCAGAGUGUUCAACAAUGGACUAAUAGAGAUCGCUCAAAUACACCUUCAGUUGCUUAUUGCUGCCACAAAUAUUAAUAGCAAUGGUAACAAUCAGGAAACUGGAACCAAACUUAUACAAACUGAACAUCAACAGUCGUUCCCAACAUCAUCUACUGCAUUACCACAACCACUAGCGUUCUGA